Gavia stellata (red-throated loon) is the source of this 1068-nucleotide messenger RNA. It is a transcript of the gene APOO, whose product is annotated as apolipoprotein O. Gene Ontology annotation, cellular component: MICOS complex. Lineage: Eukaryota; Metazoa; Chordata; Aves; Gaviiformes; Gaviidae. Gene Ontology annotation, biological process: cristae formation. The transcript is spliced from 9 exons. Bases 24 to 683 code for a protein of 219 amino acids. The record is from RefSeq and is a predicted model, not a curated record.
CUUACCGCGCGCUCGGCACCGCCAUGUUCAAGGUAAUUCAGCUAGGGGCCACCCCUGUUAGCCUGAGCUUGCUCUCUAUCCAGGUUUAUGCUUCCUCUUCAGAGAAGGAGACUUCCAAAAAGGAGUUGCUGAAAAUUGAGGAGCUGUCACUCUACUCCUCUCCAGCUCGUGAGACUAAAUAUGUGGAGAAUCCACAAACCCAAUUGGAAGAGGGGGUUUCGCGUUUACGGCAUGUUAUGGAGCCAUAUACAGCAUGGUGUCAGGAUCUUUAUGCCAAAGCUAUGCCCACAUUAGAAAAAGCUGUUGAGCAUGGUAGAGAGGGCUAUGAAUUUCUCCAAACCCCCCCUGCUGGAUUUUAUCCAAGGCUUGGUGUGAUAGGUUUUGCUGGAAUUGUUGGAUUGUUUCUUGCUAGAGGCUCAAAGAUAAAGAAGUUAGUGUAUCCUGCAGGUCUCAUGGGUAUUGGUGCCUCCAUGUAUUACCCUCAGCAAGCAGUUUCUAUUGCAAAGGUUGCCAGUACGCAGUUGUAUGACUGCAGUCUUCAGGCAUAUAUUGCUGUAGAAUCUCUUUGGAAGGAUAAUCCUAAGAAGAAGAAAUCUGGGAAAAGAAGUGAUAAGGGUGAUGCAGAUGGUGACAAGCCCCUGGAAAUCCAUGCUGCUUCAAAUGAAGAGCAAGCCCAGAAGUAGAACACCGAUCACUUGGCAUGAAACAGGUGAACAAAAAAUGUAGAUAUGAGCAACAAUUUCCCAAGAAAAAGAGGAAAACCAUCUGAAUCCAUUUUGAUUUUGAAUGUGACUAAUCUGCCUUCUGCCUCAGGAAAGACUAACGGUGUGCUGCUUGGGCUGCUGGUAUGGAAUCUGUGAAAGGACACUAUGUAUUUUGGGUCAGUCCUCAAUUCUGCAGUGGGACUCAAGUCUGCCCAUGCUUGUCCCAUUGCAGGAUCAGCAUUGCAAGUAGCAAGUCUCAAAAUUCCUGUCUGUUAUUAUUUAUAUAUAAAAUAAAAUUCCAGUUACUCAAAAUGGUCCUGUUUUUUAUCCUUCCUCUUAUCUUCUUUAAACUCAUGUAUGUGAC